AUGGCCGACGACAGCGGGAACAGCUCACCCCCCACCUUCAACUACGUCCUGAGCUUCAUCCUUGUCGGCCUGUGCUGGGGUUUCACGACGCCCUUCAUCCGCCGGGCUGCCCGCACGCACAAGCCCCCGCCGCACCCGAUCCUCGACUCCCCAGCCGUCAAGGCCAGCUGGCUCAGGUCCAGGCUCUACGGCGCCUUCUUCGGCGUCCUCGACCUCCUGCGUAACCCCAGAUAUGCCACCCCGCUGCUGCUCAACGUCACCGGCAGCGUCUGGUUCUUCCUCCUCAUUGGUCAAGCCGAGCUGAGCUUGACCGUCCCCAUCGUCAAUACUCUGGCAUUCCUCUUCACCGUCAUCGGCGAGUGGCUUGUAGAGGGCAAGGUGAUUAGCAAAGAAAUCGCAAUUGGCAUGGUUCUUUCUCUUACUGGAAUUGGCCUGUGUGUUCAGAGCAAGCGGUGA
This is a messenger RNA of Clonostachys rhizophaga, 456 nucleotides long. The record is from the annotation of a GenBank genome assembly. NCBI's taxonomy places the organism in Eukaryota, Fungi, Ascomycota, Sordariomycetes, Hypocreales, Bionectriaceae.